This is a messenger RNA of Aphis gossypii (cotton aphid), 5213 nucleotides long. RefSeq names its product AT-rich interactive domain-containing protein 4B-like. NCBI's taxonomy places the organism in Eukaryota, Metazoa, Arthropoda, Insecta, Hemiptera, Aphididae. Gene Ontology annotation, molecular function: transcription cis-regulatory region binding. Gene Ontology annotation, biological process: regulation of transcription by RNA polymerase II. The record is from RefSeq and is a predicted model, not a curated record. Gene Ontology annotation, cellular component: nucleus. Bases 568 to 4095 code for a protein of 1175 amino acids. The transcript has 23 exons.
UUCGUUCAUUAGGUUCGUCUGAUUAUAGUAUGAGCGUUGUCUCUUGGCGCUUGCUCAGUUGCUCAUUCUCAUCUUAUUAUGGCGAUCGUCGUUAGUGUGUGUUGUAUUUAAUAAUAAUUGAACGUCUUUGUAAUAGUAUUAUAGCCCUACUGCUUUGUAAUCACGAAUAUUGAUCUAUCCUACUUCUUCGCUGUUUCGGUGCUGGUGCAUAUCGCUCUGUAUUUCGGCAUUGUCGGGUGUGAUUUCGUUGCUUUUAAUAUGAUAUUGUAGAUUCGACUCAUAAUGUGUGUCGAGGAACAAUCAUGUAUGUCAAUUGGUUGCUGAACUUCUGGGAAGAUUUUCGACUAGAGUUUCUUAGACAUGUCGUAAACACAACUGUAUACGACCUCCAAAACAAAAUAGUUUAAUUGGCGUUCUUCAAGACUACAUUUCAAGACUGAAUAUCAUCACUUAUGAGACUGAUGAAAAAACCAUUCGUUCAAAUUAAAAAUUAUAUUAUAAAAUAAUAUAAUUUAGUGAAAUAAUCAUUGUUCUUCAUCAAAAACUAGAAAAACUUCAAUAUUUACAAUGGAAAAUCCAGACGAAUCACUUAUGCUUGCUGUUGGCACGAAAGUUUGUGCCAAGUACAAAGGAGCAUUUUGCGAAGCAAAAAUUAUAAGUAUAUCAAAAAAUCUCCAAAACAAAGUUCAAAAUAAUACUAAUAGAAAAUCAAAACCUUGCACAGGCAAUUCAGUAAAAGGACAAUUAAAGGUUGGAAAAAAUGUUGCCAUAAGAAGUAAUGAAAUAAAUGAUAUAGUUCAAGGAACUGUUUUAAAAGUACAAGAUUGUAGUCUAUACACAGUUGUAUUUGAUGAUGGAGAAAUAGCUUGCUUAAAGAGAAAAGCAUUACAUUUGAAAAGUGUAAAAUACUCAGAUACUAGUUCUAUUCUCGAUAAACUUCCGCUUAACAAUCCAGAACACAGUGGUAUAACUUCUGUUGUAAAAGGUCUUAGAAGUCAAAAACAUCAAAAAGAUUUUGGGGAAAGUAGGGAAGAAAAAGCUGUAACAAUUGAGGAAAAAGAUAUUGGAAAAGUAGUAUGUGUACUAACUAAUAUAAAAAGGAAAAUAAAGGAUAAUUGGUUUCCUGGCUUGAUAGUUGCACCCACUUCACAAACCUCAAUCAGAACUAAUUUUUUAGUAAAUCAUCUAGUUCGUUCUUUUAAAGAUGGAAAAUACUAUACAGUACCAAAAAAAGAAAUAAUUGAAUAUACAAAAGAAAUUGGCGCUAAAGUGGAAAAUCGUACUCUUAUAACUGCUGUCAACAAAGCCAAUACCUAUUUUGACAAUGAUGAACUUCCACUUCACUGGAAUCGAGAUUUUUUAUUUGGUGUUGACUCAAUUUAUACUGAUACUUAUGAUGGCGAUAAUUCUAUUAAAGAAUCAAUUGAAGAAAAAGAUUAUUUUGUCGCGCAGUUAUUUAAAUUCAUGGAUGAUCGAGGAACUCCUCUUAAUCAAACUCCAGUGAUUAAUGAAAAGGAUAUUGAUUUAUAUAAACUGUUUAAGGUUGUCAAUAAUUGUGGAGGAUAUAACAAAGUUGAUAAAGAUAAUCAAUGGAUGUUUGUAUCAACUGAAGCUGGUCAUGAACAACAAUCAUAUUUAACUAUUAAAAAUUUCUAUCAAAAAUGUUUAUAUGGAUUUGAGAAUUUUUAUCGAAAAUUAGGUUGUACAAUGUUGAGUCCUCCAAGGAAAGGAAAAACUCGCAGCAGUUUUAGUCGUAGUAUUUUAAGAAACAUUGAUAAAAUAUUACCUAGCACAUCAUCUGAUAAAAAUAAAUAUGUAAAGAAUAAAACAAACAAUAAAAAAAAUAGGGUUUCCACAAGCGCUAAAAAUGUAGUCAAAGAUAUUAAAGUUGAUGAAAAACUUCAAAAAAGUAAUGAAGACAUUUCAAAAAAUAUUAGUAAUAGUAUAUCACUUAAUAAACAAUCAGUAAACCAGGACAUAAGAAAAAUUAAAGAUUCUGUUAAAAAUUUUAAAAUUAAAAUUGAGAUUGAUACUGACACAUUAAAUGAUAAUCAAAUCAUUGAAGAAGAAGUGAAAAAAGAAAAAAUUGCUAAAGUAAAUCCUACGAAUACUGGAUUACUAGGUAUAAAAACAAAUACAACUGAUGAAGAACAAACUAAAUCUUUUAUAAACAUAAUUACUGUAUUCAAAAUGUCAAAUAGAGGAUUUUCUUAUUACCAACAAAAUAUUUCAAGUACAGGAAAAUUUGAUGAGACCACUGAAAAGAAGAAGAAUGUUAAGAAGAAAAAAUAUAAUAAAAGGAAGACUUCAAACAAUAAUACAACAGUUGUUAAUGUCAAGGUUGAAACAUUUAAUAAAAAUUCAUCAGUGAAUAUUGGAGAUAAUUUAUUUUUACAGUAUAAACAAAAUCAAUUAUAUGAAUCAAAAGUCCUAGAAAUCCAUGAUUUUGAUGGUGUAAUAAAAUAUUACAUUCAUUACAUUGGUUGGAACUCAAGAUAUGAUGAGUGGAUUGAUAAAAAUAAAAUCAGGUUCAAAAUCAUUGAGAUUUCGCAUGGACUAGGAGAUCUUAUCAAUGAAGAUUUAUCUAAAAUUCGUACUUCAGAAAACAAUGAAAAAAUAAUGGCUGUUAGAAUGAAAAAAGAAAAUGAAAAUAAGACUAAAAACCAUAUAUCUCCAUUUGUGAAUAUAAAAUAUGAACCUGCAAGUGAUGAAGACUCAUCAGAGAUUGUUGAGAAUAAUGUAAAAAUAUGUUAUGGAAAUAAUCAAGACAUAAAAUAUGACUCAAAACACCCAGAAAAAAUAAAAACGAUUUGGAAGAAAAAGUACGAUGAAAUGAAAAUUUCAAACACUCCAUCACCUAUAAAUAUAAUAAAAGAUGAACCGAGUGAUGAAGAAUCACCAGUGACAGUUGAAGAUAAUUUGAUUAUAAAUUAUGGAAAUAAUCAAGCUUUAGAUGAAUUUAAUUAUGAUGAUUAUGAAGAUGAUGAUGACGACGAAUCACGAUUGGUGAUAGUAGAGGAACCUGAUUACCAAGGUGAUGAAAAUAUACAAACACAAUCUCUGUUACCACUAACAUCAAGUAUACAUCCUAAUGAAUUAGAGUUUCAAAGUUCAUAUCAAAUAAAAAUAAAUAACACUUCACUGAUAGAUACAGUUAAUGAAAGUACUAUAAGCUAUGACAAAAGUGUACAGAAUGCUCUUAUUUCAAGUUUUGAAAUGUCUUCAUACUCUAAAAAUUAUGAUAAUGAAGUUGAAAAAGUCAAUAAAUGUAUGGUACUACCAGAAUUACAAUUUAGAGAAAAAAUGGUAGAAGAAGACACUCUCAAUAACACUUUAGUUAUAAAAAACAAUCAUUAUGUUGCAGGAUAUGACAUUCAUAAACCUAGUACUAGUAAAGGUUUAUUUGAUUUGAUAUAUCAACCAGGUUCAAACAAAGACAGUUUCCGUGCAACUAAUACUAGUAAUGAUACAAAAAAUAGUUUCUUUGUAACUAAACAAGUUGUCAAUAAUAAUAGUUUUGAUACAAACAUUCCUUGCGAAAGUAAUUUAUUUGAUAACAAUACUCCAAGUACUAGCAAAUAUAGUUUUUAUGAAAACUGUAUGCCUAGUACUAGUAAACAAUUUUAUAAUCCAGAAGCUGAUGUAAAUAGCAUACUAUUACACAAAAAAGCCAUACCAGGUAGUUCAAACAGUAUGGCACUUGAACAAUAUUAUCAAGAGGAUACAUUGAAGAUGAUUAGAAAAUUCGAUGAUAAUGAAGUAGACGCUUUUUUAGGACUGUAUACUAUGUCUCAAUCUUCUGAUAAGCCAAUGGUUUUUAUGGCAAAUACUACUGAACAAAAUAUAGAAGAAGACACUAAUCUUCAUCUAAAUGAGAAUCAAAAAAAAUUAAAUACACAUGGUUUAAAUGAACCUUCAACCUUGGGAAUAAUUAAGAUAACGGAAAAAUCAUUAUCCAAACGCAGUAUUAGCAACAGUCCUAAACAAUCAUCAAAACGUAUAAAAUUGUCUACUACUACUAUUCCAAAUGUUCCUAUCUCUACAGUUAAUCAAGAUGUGAUUCUGAUGCCCAAAGUAAAUGACAAAAACUAUUAGUUAAUUAAGUAAGUAAAGUUACAUUUUUAAUGUUUAUAUAACUCGUGAUUGUGUUUUAAAGUUUAAAUGAUUUAUAUUACCAUUUAUUGUUAUACUAAAUUAGUUAAAAUAUUAUACAUAAUAUUAUUAUGACAAAUAAUCUCUUAGACCACAUGAUGCGGUUGGUGAAUAAAAGCACCAUUUAUCAUAACUGAUAAAAUUAAAAUUAAGUGUUACUACUUCUAUUAUACUCGUAUAUGUGCUAUCAUUAUACCAGCGGUUCUUAAAUUUUUUUUUCACGGAGCCCUUGAGAUACUAAAAAGUUCACAUAGUCCCAAAAACUUGAAAUACCAAUUUUACAACUCAUAAAAAAUUAUGGAUCAAUAAAUUGCUAAUAUAAAAACUUAAUACAAUACAUAAAUGUAACUUGUAACAAUUUAACGAAUAGUAAUGUAUGAACUUAAUUCAGAUAUUCUCGUGGAGCCCCUAGAUUAGUUUCGCGGAGUCCUAGAGCUCUGUGAAGCACAGUUUGAGAACCACUGAUUUAUAUUAUUAUUGCAAUUAUUAUCUUAUAUAAAUUUUAUAUAAUCUUAUAUUAUUUAAAUUGUUAAUUGUGUUAUGUUUUAAAUUAUUGUAUAGAGUUCUGUUAUUAAUAAAGAUAAAUAAAUAAAUAAUAAUAAAAAAAAAUAACUAUUAAUUUAUGGUAAAAUUCAACACUUUUGACAUACUAUAAUUUAUAAAAUAUAUCACACAAUAAUUAUAUUCGCUCAUUAAAUUUACAUGAAAAUUAAGUUCCAAGACUGAAUUCUGCUCAAUAGCAAGCUGCGAUAAUAGAAAAAAUGAAUAAACUAUGGAUUAUUAAACAUAAAUAUCAAAAAUUUAAACUUGAUUUAAAUGUAUUUGUUAAAGUAUGGGAAAUAAUUAGGAAAAAUAUUACGAAAGAAUAAAAAGAAAAAGGCAAAAGCCGCUCUACUAUGAAUCAAAAUAGUUAAAUCUAAUUAAAAGUUUAUUUAUAUAAUCCUCCUAUUAGAAUUUUAAAAUUGGUAUAAAGUUAGCUAUUUAAUAUAAUAUUAUUGAAAAUAUGUUGUAUAAUACUACAUACUUUAUUUUAUUGAUUUAUUUUAAACCUCCAACAUCCA